Molecule: messenger RNA, 1087 nt
Organism: Calliphora vicina (urban bluebottle blowfly)
Lineage: Eukaryota; Metazoa; Arthropoda; Insecta; Diptera; Calliphoridae
Gene: HLH54F
Product: HLH54F
Exons: 3
Coding region: 80-1057 (325 amino acids)
Biological process (GO): regulation of transcription by RNA polymerase II; developmental process
Molecular function (GO): RNA polymerase II transcription regulatory region sequence-specific DNA binding; DNA-binding transcription factor activity, RNA polymerase II-specific; protein dimerization activity
Source: RefSeq, a predicted model, not a curated record
UUUGUAAAAAAAGAAAAAGUUAAAAUACCAACUGUGAUUUUAUCGAUAGUUUAAAAACGAAAGUGAAUUUGUGAUAAAUAUGCCGCGAAAGAAGCGUUCUGCAAGUCCCUUUGAACUAAUGGAUGACGAUUUUGAUGAUAACAGUUCUCAAAGUUCCCGCAACGGUAAUCCGCCCAUACAACGUAAUGCGGCCAAUGCUCGCGAAAGGGCACGUAUGCGCGUUCUAUCCAGUGCUUUUGGACGACUCAAAACGAAAUUACCAAACAUUCCAGCCGAUACUAAACUAUCCAAAUUGGAUACUUUACGUUUGGCCACAAUGUAUAUUAAACAAUUGAAAACUGUGGUAGAAGGAGGUUCCGCCUCACCAGCAACCAAUGGCGAAAGCCUGGAAGGUUCAUUAAACAUUAAUGGCAAUAAUGCAACAAAUUGUUAUUUAAAUUUAAAUACGGGAGUACAAAGUAUGAAUUGGCCAUUUGGUUUUCAUCAUCAUUUAUCAAAUUCCCCUCUGAUACGCUCCACAUCAUCAACGUCCUUGAUUAACAACACCAACAACAACAAUUCUUCUAACAAUAAUUGGAGUCAAACUGAUAGUCAUAAUGAAGAACAAUUAAAACCUCUACGUUACGAUAGUGAAAAUUACGAACGUCAUUCACAUCAACCACAAACAUCGUUAUAUAUGCAUCACACAACGUUGACUCAACAAAACAAUAAUCAUCAACAUAAUCAACACUGGUAUUCGGAGACACCAUCUCCAGAAUUAGAUUCAACCUCCAGUACUUGUUUGACAUUUGAAAACACGCAUCUCCAACAUCAGCCAGAACAUCAUCAUCAGCAGCAGCAACAACAACUGCACAACAAUCAGCAUCACCACCACCAUGACAAUUUAUCACAUUUACAAACUGCGUCUACACAUUCCUCCACAUUUCAACUGCAACAUGAUUUCCAUGAUCAUCAUCAUCACCACCAGCAUCAACAACAUCAGCCAUCACAGACACAUCAUUUGCAUCAAAAUGCUUUUGUAAAUACAUCAAAUUUUCAGUCAACUUCAAUACGUUAAGUUUUAGUAGUAGUACGUACAUACAUAUUU